UUCCCAGCCUCUCUGAGCACCUUUCUCUUCUCUCCUCCACUCGCUCAGUCGCUCACCUCUCUCCUCAGCACCAUGACCACCUGCAGCCGCCAGUUUACCUCCUCCAGCUCCAUGAAGGGCUCCUGUGGCAUCGGUGGUGGCUCCAGCCGCAUGUCCUCUGUCCUGGCCGGAGGGUCCUGCCGGGCCCCCAGUGCCUACGGGGGGCUGUCAGUCUCCUCCUCCCGCUUUUCCUCCGGAGGAGCCUGUGGGCUGGGGGGCGGCUAUGGCGGCGGCUUCAGCAGCAGCAGCAGCUUUGGUGGGGCCCUGGGUAGCGGCUUUGGCGGAGGAUAUGGUGGUGGCCUUGCUGCCGGCUUCGGCGGUGGCUUCGGUGCUGGCUUCGGCGGUUUCGAUGGCGGCCUCCUCUCUGGCAACGAGAAGAUUACCAUGCAGAACCUCAACGACCGCCUGGCCUCCUACCUGGACAAGGUGCGCGCCCUGGAAGAGGCCAAUGCCGACCUGGAGGUGAAGAUCCGCGACUGGUACCAGAGGCAGAGGCCCAGUGAGGUCAAGGACUACAGCCCCUACUUCAAGACCAUCGAGGACCUGAGGAACAAGAUCAUUGCAGCCACCAUCGAGAACGCUCAGCCUAUUCUGCAGAUUGACAAUGCCAGGCUGGCAGCCGAUGACUUCAGGACCAAGUAUGAGCAUGAGCUGGCCCUGCGCCAGAGCGUGGAGGCCGACAUCAAUGGCCUGCGCAGGGUGCUGGACGAGCUGACCCUGGCCAGAGCCGAUCUGGAGAUGCAGAUCGAGAGCCUGAAGGAGGAGCUGGCCUACCUGAGGAAGAACCAUGAGGAGGAGAUGCUAGUCCUGCGGGGUCAGACCGGCGGGGACGUCAACGUGGAGAUGGAUGCCGCCCCUGGAGUGGACCUGAGCCGCAUCCUGAAUGAGAUGCGUGACCAGUACGAGCAGCUGGCCGAGAAGAACCGCAAGGAUGCCGAGGCCUGGUUCCUGAGCAAGACCGAGGAGCUGAACAGAGAAGUAGCCUCUCACAGCGAACAGGUGCAGACUAGCCGCAGCGAGGUGACGGAACUCCGGAGGGUGCUCCAGGGCCUGGAGAUUGAACUGCAGUCCCAGCUCAGCAUGAAAGCAUCCCUGGAGGGCAGCCUGGAGGAGACCAAAGGCCGGUACUGCAUGCAGCUGUCCCAGAUCCAGGCGCUGAUCAGCAGCGUGGAGGAGCAGCUGGCCCAGCUGCGCUGUGAGAUGGAGCAGCAGAGCCAAGAGUACCAGAUCCUGCUGGACGUGAAGACACGGCUGGAGCAGGAGAUCGCCACCUACCGCCGCCUGCUGGAGGGCGAGGAUGCUCACUUCUCCCAGAACACAUCCGGCCAAACCUAUUCUUCCCGAGAAGUAUUCUCCUCCUCAUCCUCUGGCCACCAGACACGGCCCAUCCUCAAGGAGCAGGGCUCAUCCAGCUUCAGCCAGAGCCAGACCUCCAAGCAUUGAGCUGCCUCUCCAGAGCCCCCUGCCCUGCCGCCGGCUCCGAUUCCCGAAGGCCUGGGUCAGGCCCCUGUUCUCCCAGCGCAGUUCCCAGCUG
Pteropus alecto (black flying fox) is the source of this 1573-nucleotide messenger RNA. RefSeq names its product keratin, type I cytoskeletal 16. Gene Ontology annotation, cellular component: keratin filament. The record is from RefSeq and is a predicted model, not a curated record. Bases 73 to 1482 code for a protein of 469 amino acids. The transcript is spliced from 8 exons. Gene Ontology annotation, molecular function: structural molecule activity. NCBI's taxonomy places the organism in Eukaryota, Metazoa, Chordata, Mammalia, Chiroptera, Pteropodidae.